CACUUUUAUCUAUGUCCGUGCCUGUCUCUCUCUCUCUCUCUCUCUCUCUCAUACACUCGCACAAACACAUGGUUUCGACAUUUUCAGGUUUUAAUGGAAAUUUCCUAAUCUAUUCAAUUCCCAAGACUUUUUUUCACUCAUAAACACUUCCUCUAAUGUGUUAUGUUCCGCUAAUCCAAACAAACCUCACGUUUUCUUGGCUUGCUCUUCCUAGGGUUUCUUAUUUUGCUCAUUCAUUCCUUUUUUGCCUACUCUUCUUCUAGGGUUUUGGAAACCUAAAUAUAUUAAACUUUAAAAAGAAAAAAAAUUUUUUUUGGACCUCCCAAUACUGUUUUUUUUUUUUUUCCUUACUGCAAGUGGUGUGGAAUUCAUGAAAAUCGAGUUUACAUAGAUUUGGGAGCUGAUUUUCAAGUGCUGGAGCUGAUUUUUUUUUCUUUAAAUAUUUGUUCCUUUGGGAGUGAAAUGCGAGAUCUCGUUCGGAUUUCACGGUUCGUAUUGAUUGUUAUGAGAUUUGAUUAAACUUCAGCUUUUGCGAAGAUCGAGCUGCUUCGAGUAUGUUUAAUUAAUAAUUUCUGAAAAUAAGAGCAAGAAUCGCGGUCUCAGAAAAAAUGCAUUUCGCAAAGCUCGACGACUCUCCUAUGUUUCGCAAGCAGAUACAAAGCUUGGAGGAAAGUGCUGAAUCAUUAAGGGAGAGAAGUCUGAGGUUUUACAAAGGAUGUCGGAAAUACACUGAAGGACUUGGCGAGGGGUAUGAUGGAGACAUAGCAUUUGCAAGUGCACUAGAAACUUUUGGUGGAGGACAUAAUGAUCCCAUUAGCGUGGCUUUUGGAGGCCCUGUUAUGACCAAAUUUACCAUUGCCUUGAGAGAAAUUGGAACAUACAAGGAAGUUCUUCGGUCCCAGGUUGAGCAUAUGCUAAACGACAGAUUACUGCAGUUUGUCAAUAUUGAUUUGCAUGAGGUUAAGGAAGCACGGAAGCGUUUUGACAAGGCUAGUAUUACUUAUGACCAGGCUCGUGAAAAGUUUCUGUCGUUGAGAAAAGGCACAAAGAGUGAUGUCGCAAUUCUUUUGGAGGAGGAGCUUCAUAAUGCAAGGUCUACAUUUGAGCAAGCUCGCUUCAAUUUGGUAACUGCUCUUUCUACUGUUGAAGCGAAAAAGAGGUUUGAAUUUUUGGAAGCAGUCAGUGGGACCAUGGAUGCACAUCUUCGUUACUUCAAACAGGGGUAUGAGUUGUUGCACCAAAUGGAGCCAUACAUUAAUCAGGUCUUGACUUAUGCGCAACAGUCAAGAGAAAGGUCUAACUAUGAGCAGGCAGCUCUUAGUGAAAAGAUGCAAGAGUACAAGAGACAGGUGGAUCGCGAGAGUAAGUGGUCUUCCAAUGGUACAAAUGGAUCUCCUAAUGGAGAUGGUAUACAAGCCAUUGGUAGAAGUUCACACAAGAUGAUUGAGGCAGUUAUGCAGUCUGCUGCAAAGGGAAAGGUUCAAACCAUUCGACAAGGUUAUCUCUCAAAGCGGUCCUCAAACUUAAGGGGUGACUGGAAAAGAAGAUUUUUUGUUCUUGAUAGCCGGGGAAUGCUGUAUUACUAUCGCAAGCAGUGCAGCAAAUCAUCUGGCUCUGGCAGUCAACUUUCUGGUCAGAGGAAUAGUUCUGAGCUGGGUUCUGGACUGCUGAGUCGGUGGCUUUCUAAUCAUUAUCAUGGUGGAGUACACGAUGAGAAAUCUGUUGCUCAUCACACAGUGAACCUGCUUACAUCGACAAUCAAAGUUGAUGCUGACCAGUCAGAUCUGAGGUUUUGCUUCAGGAUUAUUUCACCAACAAAGAACUACACUUUGCAGGCAGAGAGUGCACUGGAUCAAAUGGAUUGGAUUGAAAAGAUCACUGGGGUUAUAGCAUCAUUACUUAGUUCUCAAGCUCCUGAGAGGUGUCUGCCAGCUAGUCCCAUGGGAAGCAGUCAUCAUCGGUCUGCGAGUGAGAGUAGUUCAUUUGAAAGUUCUGAUUUUGAUCACGCUGCAGCUGAAGACUAUACAUCUGAGAGGAGCCUUACUACCGCACAUCUUGAACGCCAAAUAAGACACAUGCAACCACAACGUUCCUGUGUAAAAAGUGAGAAGCCAAUUGAGGUAUUGCGAAGAGUAUGUGGAAAUGAUAAAUGUGCUGAUUGUGGUGCUCCUGAACCAGACUGGGCAUCAUUAAAUCUUGGUGUUCUUGUUUGUAUUGAAUGUUCUGGUGUUCACAGAAAUCUUGGGGUACACAUAUCAAAGGUGAGGUCUCUUACACUGGAUGUCAAAGUGUGGGAUCCUUCUGUUAUAAGUUUGUUUCAGUCCCUGGGUAAUACCUUUGCCAACUCAGUCUGGGAGGAACUAUUGCAAUCUAGAAAUGCCUUUCAGGUUGAUCUUGUCUCCACAAGUUUGUACAAAUCCGAUAAACCGCAGCUGUUUUUUCUCAGUAAACCUAGUCAUGCUGAUUCUAUAUCAGUGAAAGAAAAGUUCAUCCAUGCAAAGUAUGCAGAAAAGCUUUUUGUUCGGAGGCCAAAAGACAACCAAUAUCCUCAUUUAGUGGCACAACAAAUAUGGGAGGGUGUGCGUGCUAAUGACAAGAAAGCUGUAUACCGUCACAUUGUUAAUUCUGAAGCAGAUGUGAAUGCUGUAUAUGAGCAAACAUCUUGUGGAUCUUCCUUAACCCUUGCCAAAGUAAUGCUAUUGCAUGAGCAGGCAGGCCUUGACCAUAGCUCUAGCUGCUUAAUGGGGGAUUCAUUGGAAAGGUCCUCUACUAGUUCUACAAACCUGGCUGGUACGUGUGAAGGCCAUACCUUGGAGGAUCUGGAUGGGUGCACACUGCUUCACCUCGCUUGUGAAACUGCAGACAUAGGCAUGAUAGAACUCCUCCUACAGUAUGGUGCAAAUAUAAAUGCAACUGAUUCAAGAAGUCAAACGCCACUCCACCGUUGCAUUCUCAGAGGCAGAAAUGCAUAUGUGAAAUUGCUUCUAACAAGGGGAGCAGAUCCACGAGCUGUAAAUGUGGAAGGUAAAAACCCUUAUGAGGUAGCAUUAGAGUCAAACUUUGACGAUAAUGAGAUCCUUACUUUAUUAGCAGACUCAAAUGGAUAAAAUUCUCAAACAAGAAAUACUGAAGGCCAAAAAUACAUUGAAGCUGGGUAGUCUAAGAGAAAUAUAUGGUGGUAUUGCAUUUUGUAUAAUAAUAUUUCAUAAAUUUGAUAGCUGGUUAUCCAUUGAAGAAAAUGUCACUUGUGUUUUUUGAGGAUUUAGAGGAGUGGUAGGUUGGUGUGCCUGCCCCAUGGGCAUAUGUUUAAAAUCAGUCCCCGGGUUUGUAAUUUAAGAUGGCGCCUUUGGUCUGAGUCAAGUCAAGAGCACCAGUAGCUCUCAGCCGAGGGCUUUGUAAUGUCAUGUUUUUGUUUAUUAAGUUUGUUUGCUUCCUUUUUGGUGAAGCUGUGUUGAUUUGACUUACCAAAAAAGAAGCUAUGAUGAUUUAGUUUAGUGCAUUGUGUAUUUGUACAUUGGUUUCGAUUAGUGAAAGCUUUGUUAUUGCUGUAA
This is a messenger RNA of Quercus robur (English oak), 3551 nucleotides long. RefSeq names its product ADP-ribosylation factor GTPase-activating protein AGD3. The record is from RefSeq and is a predicted model, not a curated record. NCBI's taxonomy places the organism in Eukaryota, Viridiplantae, Streptophyta, Magnoliopsida, Fagales, Fagaceae. Bases 609 to 3107 code for a protein of 832 amino acids. Gene Ontology annotation, cellular component: cytoplasm. Gene Ontology annotation, molecular function: GTPase activator activity; protein binding. The transcript is spliced from 19 exons.